UAAAAAACGAACGAAACGCUUUACUACAGACCGGCACCUGAUAAUGUUGGCAGGAGUUAGUCUGCUGCUGAUUCCGAGUCAAGAAACAUCGCGCACAAACAUGAGGCUGCUUGCGAUUGUACUGGCCAUUGUGGGCGUCAGUUUGGGGGAAACCAUCCCGGAAGCUCGCAUGAUGGGCGGUACCAAUGCCGCCUGGGGACAAUUUGGUUCUGCCGUUUCUAUUACGACGCCCUUUCUGUUGCACUGUGGUGGAGUGAUCUACCAUCCUCAGCACGUGUUGACCUCAGCUCAGUGUGUCCUUAACGCACAAAACCGCCUGAUCGAUCCCUACUGGCUGUCAAUUAUAGCAGGAGACAUUGCGCUUUCACCGAUUGGUGCCCGACGACAGACGAGACGCGUUACACAAAUAUAUGUCCACCCGCAGUUCAACGUGUUUACCAGGGAAAACGAUGUGGCCUUACUGCGGUUGGAUGCUCCCUUCGUGCUGCCCUCGAAUACGAUCGACUUUGCACGAAGGACAAACCGAACCAUCCCUACCGGCACGGCCUGUCAGCUCGCUGGUUGGGGAGCUUCGUCCACUGGGACCCCUGCAACGGUUAAUGUUCUGCAGCGGUUCCUACCGAUAGCGGUGAACGAUCGGGACAUUUGUAACAACCCUGCGAUGCAUGCCGGCCGGGUACUGGAAUCGAUGAUCUGCGCCGGUAAUACUGCGACUUCUACCGGCGCUGCACCCUGUACCGGAAAUCUGGGCACCGGAUUGUACUGUAACCGACAGCUGGUGGGCAUUCUGUCUUUUGGAUUGAACUGUGGCGCCGCGAACGAUCCGCCAGUGUUCACGCAGGUCCGCAACUACGAGCGCUGGCUUUUACAGCAACUCAGUAAUACUCCAGGACUGGCCCCGAACUGGACCCCCGGGGUGCUGUGAAGGGGACGUUUCUUGAAUGAGAUAAAUAAAGAGAUUGUUUGAAAUUGAAUAAAA
This is a messenger RNA of Wyeomyia smithii (pitcher-plant mosquito), 979 nucleotides long. Its product is annotated as transmembrane protease serine 11D-like. The transcript is spliced from 2 exons. The record is from RefSeq and is a predicted model, not a curated record. Gene Ontology annotation, biological process: proteolysis. Bases 44 to 925 code for a protein of 293 amino acids. Lineage: Eukaryota; Metazoa; Arthropoda; Insecta; Diptera; Culicidae. Gene Ontology annotation, molecular function: serine-type endopeptidase activity.